AUGCUGGCCUCUGGUAUUCAGCGAAGGGCUUUCUCCGCCUCGGCUCGCAACCUGUCCAAGGUUGCUGUCCUCGGUGCUGCCGGUGGCAUUGGCCAGCCUCUCUCCUUGCUUUUGAAGCUGAACCCCAAGGUCACUGACCUGGCGCUGUACGAUAUCCGUGGCGGACCCGGUGUCGCUGCUGACCUUUCCCACAUCAACACCAAGUCUACCGUCACCGGCUAUGAGCCCAAUGCCGCCGGCCUGGCCGCCUGUGUCAAGGGCGCCGACAUCGUCCUCAUCCCUGCCGGUGUUCCUCGCAAACCUGGCAUGACCCGGGACGACUUGUUCAACACCAACGCCUCCAUCGUCCGUGAUCUUGCCAAGGCUGUUGCUGAGAGCGCCCCCAAGGCAAAGCUCCUCGUCAUUGCCAACCCCGUCAACUCCACCGUCCCCAUCUGCGCCCAAGUCUUCAAGGCUCGCGGUGUCUACAAUCCCAAGACCCUCUUUGGCGUCACCACCCUGGAUGUCGUUCGUGCCAGCCGCUUCGUCUCGGAGAUCAAGAAGACAAAUCCCGCGGAGGAGAACAUCACCGUCAUCGGUGGCCACUCCGGUGUCACCAUCGUCCCCCUCUUCAGCCAGAGCAGACACCCCGACCUAAGUUCCAACGCUGAGCUAGUCAAGCGCGUCCAGUUUGGCGGUGACGAGGUUGUCAAGGCCAAGGACGGUGCCGGCUCUGCUACCCUUUCCAUGGCCAUGGCUGGUGCUCGCAUGGCCGACUCUCUGCUCCGUGCCGCUGCUGGCGAGAAGGGUAUUGUUGAGCCCACUUUCGUCGACUCUCCUCUGUACAAGGACCAGGGCAUCGAUUUCUUCUCCAGCCAAGUGGAGCUAGGCCCCAACGGUGCCGAGAAGAUCCUGCCCAUUGGCAAGAUCGACGCCAACGAGCAGAAGCUUCUCGAGGCAUGCCUGGGCGACCUCAAGAAAAAUAUUGAAAAGGGCAUCUCUUUCGUCGCCCAAAAUCCAGGCAACUAA
This is a messenger RNA of Ustilaginoidea virens, 1008 nucleotides long. RefSeq lists its product as uncharacterized. The transcript is spliced from 3 exons. Gene Ontology annotation, cellular component: mitochondrion; cytoplasm. Gene Ontology annotation, biological process: tricarboxylic acid cycle; malate metabolic process. The record is from RefSeq and is a predicted model, not a curated record. Lineage: Eukaryota; Fungi; Ascomycota; Sordariomycetes; Hypocreales; Clavicipitaceae. Gene Ontology annotation, molecular function: L-malate dehydrogenase (NAD+) activity. Bases 1 to 1008 code for a protein of 335 amino acids.